Meleagris gallopavo (turkey) is the source of this 1756-nucleotide messenger RNA. The record is from RefSeq and is a predicted model, not a curated record. NCBI's taxonomy places the organism in Eukaryota, Metazoa, Chordata, Aves, Galliformes, Phasianidae.
GGCUGCAGCCAUCCCCUCCACAAGCAGGGCUAUGCUGGGCGCUGCCCUGACUCCACAUCCUGCUACAGGGGAGCUGCAAAAACCAGGUCUGUGUCCCCGGGACUUCACACGCUGCCUCCACCAGGAGCCCCCUCUCUGCACCAACGACUCAGCAUGUCCCGGUUGGCUCAAGUGCUGUUCCCACGAGUGCCGCCUCCGCUGCAUACCCCCGGCAGAAGAGAAGCCCGGUGCCUGCCCCGCUGCGGCCCCGGAGGGGCUCUUUUACCCCUGCUCCUUUCGGUGUCAGGAGGACAAAGACUGCCUGGGCAGCCAGAAGUGCUGCCCGCUGGGCUGCGGCCCAGCCUGCGUGGAGCCGGCGCAGGACAUCUGCCAUCUCCCCGCCGUGCCGGGGCCCUGCGGCGGCCACGAGCUGAGUUUCUUCUACAAUGUCACCUCCGGGCGCUGCGAGACAUUCCCCUACGGCGGCUGCGGGGGCAACGCCAACCGCUUCGGGACGCGGGCAGCGUGCCGCCGGGCGUGCCUGGGCCACGAGAAACCCAAAACCGGGGAGUGUCCCGUGGAGCUGCCGGAGCUGGAUGGGCCGUGCCGGGAGGAGUGCGAUGGUGACAGCGACUGCCCCAACGCGCUGAAGUGCUGCAACAGCAGCUGCGGCCUCCAGUGCCUGCCUGCAGCGCCAGCCCGGAAGGAUGGAUUCUGCCCGGCCAGCACCGGGCUGUUCCCCAGCUACGACUGCAGAGAGUGGUGCCGGCGUGACGCCGACUGCCCCGGUGAGGAGAAGUGUUGCCUGCAGGGCUGUGACUACGUGUGCCUGCGCCCGGCCCAAGAGAAACCAGGGAUCUGCCCCCUGAGCGAGCAGGCGGCGGGGUCCCAGUGCCAGGACCCCUGUGCAGGAGACGGGCAGUGCCCAGGGGAUGAGAAGUGCUGCAGCAGCCGAUGCGGCCACGUCUGCAUGGCCCCAGAGCCAGACAAACCUGGGCAGUGCCCAAAGGUGAGGCCGCAGCUGACAUCAGAGCCAUGCACGGAGGAGGAUGACUGCCUGCACGACCGGGACUGCCCCAGGCAGGAGAAGUGCUGCUUUUCUGGCUGCGCCAUGCGCUGCUCCCGCCCAGCCAGAGAACACCCUGGGCAGUGCCCCCGGGCAGAGCCGUGCUGGGACCCUCGGCGCCGACGCAGGAACCAGUGCCUAGAUGACAGCGUGUGCAGGCGGGAUGAGAAGUGCUGCAACACAGGCUGCACUUGGGGCUGCGUGGCUGUACCCAGAGAGAGCAGCGGUGGUGCCUCCAGACAGUGCGCAGAGGAGUGUGAGACUGAUGCACAGUGCCUCCAGGGACAGCGGUGCACCCACAUGGGUUGUAGCCAUGUCUGCGUGGACAUCCCUGGGGGGAGAGUGGGAGUGUGCCCCAUCUCCAGGGAUGCCAGCACAUGCAUGGACCUGUGUAGCUUGGAUGAAGAGUGUCCCUGGGGCCAGAAGUGCUGCAGCAAUGGCUGUAGCCAUGUCUGCAUGCCUGCCUCUCUCGAAGAGCCCGAUGCUGCUGUUGUGCCACAGCACGGUGCCAGGCGGUGCCCAGAGCAGUGUGAUGCUGACUCGCAGUGCCCCAGGGGACAGAGAUGCACCCGCACCAGCUGUGGCCAUGUCUGCAUGGACAUGCCCAGAGGUACUGCAUGAUGGGAGAACAGCAGCUCUAUGGCAGGAAGGUGCCAUUCAUGUGGGGACACAGGGCAUUGACAGUCCUGAGCUGACCUGUCCCCUUCUCAC